AUGCCACAGGCACACAGGGCUUUACACUCUAGAUCAUCUAGAUUGUUGUACCAAGCCGUUGUCAAGGCACUGGAGAAGAAAGAUAAGACGGUCACGCAGCUGACUCUAAACUUGAAGCAAUGCAGAAAGGAGGUCUGGAAAUUGCAAUGCGAAGCGAAUGCAGCAGACAUGAAAGUCGCCCGACUGCUGCAGAAACGUGAGGGCGAGCUUCCAGAGGAAUACAGGGAAGAGCUCGAAAGGCUUAAGGACAAGGAGGAAGCCUUGGCUGAUCAGCUCAGUCAUGCGCGGGCCAACGCGCAACGCUGGGCCUCGGUGGCCAAGCGACAAGAUGCAAUGCUUCAGCAGGACGGGUGCUUGUAUGCUGCGUUUUCUAUUUCCAUGGAAGCCCAGAUGGAGAGUGAGAUGCAGCAGCUGAAGUUGCUGGACAAGCUUGCCAUUUAUGUGGUCGUCAUUACAUUGCUGAUCAUGCUUUCGAAGCCCAUUUUGCCGAAAGUCACGUGGGGAUACGACUUCCUGCCACAGAUGGCAUGUCACAUGUGGUCUUACCUCAUUCCUUUCUUUGUGCUGUUGCACGCGGGGCAUGACAGCUUUAUGGUCAUCGUGUCAUUUGCCUCGUCGAUGCUGAUUGUGGCCAACCUCGCGACCGUGGGCUUCCCCUUGUACCAGUCCGCUCCGGCAGUGGCUUUGCUUUGGGAGCUUUGCUACGUCUUAGAGCGCUUCGACAAGUGA
Messenger RNA from Durusdinium trenchii, 729 nucleotides. The record is from the annotation of a GenBank genome assembly. NCBI's taxonomy places the organism in Eukaryota, Dinophyceae, Suessiales, Symbiodiniaceae.